This is a messenger RNA of Callithrix jacchus (white-tufted-ear marmoset), 1491 nucleotides long. RefSeq names its product ARF like GTPase 14 (gene ARL14). Gene Ontology annotation, molecular function: GTP binding; GTPase activity. The record is from RefSeq and is a predicted model, not a curated record. Lineage: Eukaryota; Metazoa; Chordata; Mammalia; Primates; Cebidae.
CUAGCACCUGAAAGAAAAUACAGUUGCAGUGUCAGCCAGACAGGUCUCUCCUAAUCUUAACCACAGCAUUGGCUGGUUACUCCCAUCACAGAUCCCUCAGGAUUGGCUGGGACUGCAAAUAAUACUGUUUGCCCACAAUCAAGUUGAUAAGCUACAACAUAAAUAUAUUCAGGUUCUUGUUCUUAGAAUACAGCCUGAAGCACUUGCUUUCUUCUUUCUUCCUAACAUUUUCACUCGAGUUCCAGAAAGGACACAUUGGCCAAUAGAAGAAAGAAAAGAAAAGAAAAGAAGGAAGGAGAAAAGAAGAAGAAAGAAGGAAAGAAAGAAAGAUAAUUUAAAGAGAGGGAAAAAAGGCUAAAAUGGGUUUGCUGAAUUCAAAAAAUCCCCAAACCAAGCAAGCCCGAAUUCUUCUUUUGGGACUUGACUCAGCUGGGAAGUCUACUCUCCUUUAUAGAUUAAAGCUUGCUGAAGAUGUUGCCACCAGUCCUACAAUAGGUUUCAAUGUGGAGAUGCUCGAAUUGGAAAGGAGUCUUUCGCUCACUGUCUGGGAUGUUGGAGGACAGGAGAAAAUGAGAACUGUUUGGGGCUGGUACUGUGAGAACACUGACGGGCUGGUGUAUGUUGUGGACAGUACAGACAAACAGCGACUGGAAGACUCUCGGAGACAGUUUGAACACAUUUUGAAGAAUGAACACAUUAAAAAUGCGCCUGUUGUUCUAUUAGCCAACAAACAAGAUGUGCCUGGAGCUCUGACUGUGGAGGACAUCACCAGAAUGUUCAACGUGAAGAAGCUCUGCAGUGACCGGAACUGGUAUGUGCAACCCUGCUGUGCCAUCACAGGGGACGGGCUGGCCCAGGGGUUCAGGAAAUUAACUGAAUUUGUGAAAAGCCACAUGAAAUCAAGAGGAGACACGGCAUUCUUCAAGCAGAACUGAGGCUUUGAAAUGUCCAAGUCUCAACAGAGACACUGAUGAAGUUGAAAGGGUAAUUGUUUUUCCAUGCCAAGUGAGGAAAGCAAAUUAUUCAGUUGACCAACUUUUCCUAAGAUGUUUAUUUCACCUAAAUUUAGUUUAAAAACUUAGAAUAAUAUCUAGAAAAUAAUUAUUUUCAUCCAAGAACUUUAGAAAACUGUGGUAAUGAUAACUAGGAAUGAAAAUAUAUAAUGUCCCACAAAUUUUUAUCACGUUGGAUGGCUUUGAAUAUAGUAAGUACCUUUUGUAUCAAAUAAAUUAUUGCAUUAUCAAUUUUAUAUGACUACUAGAACAAAGCUUUAAUAAGCUGUCUGCUAAUAGCCUCAGAAUUCUUCUGGAUUGUUUCCAGCUGUAAUAGGUAUUGUAUUUCCACCAUGCUCCAAUGUUAUUACAUAGGAGGGUGGUGUAACUGGGUGGUGUAAAAAAUGAACUUUAUGGAAAGGAAAAAGUCUGAUGUUAACAUCUUGUAAAUUCUUAUUCCCUAAACCUUUCUUAUUCUCUAAAUAAAGCCUUUCUUCUG